AUUACCCGGCCAGCAAACAAAGUUUUCCUUCCAAUGAAGGCCUUUUGAUUAACUUUUUUGUUUCUUUUCCUUUGUUUGCUGGGUCCUUGAGGAUGUACUAUAUGCACACAAUGUUUUCCUGCAGCAGCCCUUGGGAAUGUUAGCUUUUGUGGAAGAACUGGUCUGACAUGUUAGGCCAAAACAUAUUGUGCAUCAUUUCUCUAUUUGCUUGUCCUUUACGCUAGUAUUAAUGUCCAAGUUUGUAUGAAUUCUUAUUGGCACAAUUCAUUUUACAUAUUCGUAUUACAAAAUUGCAUACGCUAUGUAAUCAGGGUAUAGAUUUACAUGUUGUUUGUUUGUUAUUAGCAGCCAACCCUUUGCAGAUUUAAUAUAUCUCACCUUGGAAAGUGCACUUCUGUGAAAUCAGGCGGCCCAACGAAGAUGGAAAUGGUCAAUAUCAGAACUAUGCUUUCUCCUGCACGAAUGCUUGAGCAGUUGUAUGGGAGCCUUACUGCUAUGUUACCACGCCUUUCUGGCUCGGCUGAUAUAAUACCCAAGGACAGUCUGCUUUGGAAGUUGAAGUUGCUCAAAUCAGCUGCUGAUUAUGCCAAUUCCCGUCUACAUGCCGUUACGGCUGAAGUACUUGUGCUUGCUAGUGGCAAGGAUAACGUGCUUCCCAGUAGAGAUGAAGCUCGAAGGCUUUCAAGUGUAUUACAGAACUGCAAAAUUCGUUACUUCAAGGACAAUGGGCAUUCCAUUUUAUUGGUAGUGGCUAGUAUGGAAAAGGCUAGUGAACUUCUCGCUGUUGAGAACAUUCUAUAA
Molecule: messenger RNA, 801 nt
Organism: Ilex paraguariensis (yerba mate)
Lineage: Eukaryota; Viridiplantae; Streptophyta; Magnoliopsida; Aquifoliales; Aquifoliaceae
Source: the annotation of a GenBank genome assembly